Emys orbicularis (European pond turtle) is the source of this 717-nucleotide messenger RNA. RefSeq names its product TNF superfamily member 14 (gene TNFSF14). Gene Ontology annotation, molecular function: tumor necrosis factor receptor binding. Lineage: Eukaryota; Metazoa; Chordata; Testudines; Emydidae. The record is from RefSeq and is a predicted model, not a curated record. Gene Ontology annotation, biological process: immune response. The transcript has 4 exons. The coding region runs from base 1 to 717 and encodes 238 amino acids. Gene Ontology annotation, cellular component: membrane.
AUGGGCGAUGGGGUGGUGUAUCCUUCUGUCUUCGUGGUGGACGGCCAGCAGCACGGGGUCCCCUUUGUCCCGCCCAUGAGGAGGAAGCGGCGGGUGUGCUGGCACAGCCAGUUCUUCCUGGCCUCUCUGGUCAUCUUAGCCCUGGCUGGUGUGGCCACCGAAGGCUAUUUCCUGAUCCGCUUCCAGAAAGAGCUGGAGAAGGCGACGUCCCAGGUUGGGGAGGAAGCAGGGGCCAUCGCCGAGAAGUCCAUUCAAGACCGGAAACUUCACGCUGAGAAGCCAGCAGCUCAUGUCUUGGGUGCAGCCUUCACCACCUCUGGGAACGGUUCUCUGCAGUGGGAACACAGUAAGGACUGGGCUUUCCUGCAUGACAUGCGUUACCAGGGCGGCUCCCUGGUCUGCAUCAAGCCCGGCUACUAUUACAUCUACUCCAAGAUCCAUCUCAUGGCGCAGAGUUGCUCUCAGCAGGACCAGAAUUCCGUUAUCUAUCAUAGCAUCUAUAAGAAGACCCCCAGGUAUGUCGAGGAGAUGAAACUUGUGGAGAACCUGAUCCUUUUCUGCGAUGGGAAGGACAGACGGUUCUGGCAGCAAAACAGCUUCCUCGGAGGAAUCUUCCACCUGGAGGAGGAGGAGCAGAUUUACGUCAAGGUGUCACAGAGACAGAUGCUACAGAUCAGAGACGGCACCAGGUCUUAUUUUGGCACCUUCAUGAUCUGA